CAAAAGCACAUAUAAAUUAUUUAGCAAUAAACAGAGUGCUGCAGUCAUUGAAUACUUUUUUUUGUUUUCCAUUUUAAAAAUGUUGACAUUUUUUUGUUCGAUUGUUUCGACGAUUUGCUGCGGUCAUUUACACCUCACAGUGAAUACAGAUUCUGGUCCAAUCGUUGGAGUUUCACAGAAAACAUUUGUCAAUGAAGUACCUUAUAUUUCAUAUAAAGGAGUACCCUACGCUCAACCGCCAGUCGGAGAAUUACGAUUUAAAGCACCACGUGCAGUAAAACCAUGGAUAAAACCACUCGUGACCAAUGACACAUAUCAGAAUUCCUGUAUUGUAGUUGCUGACGGCAGAAGUAUGGGACUGGAUGGACAAAAGCAAAGUGAAAAUUGCCUUUUUCUAAAUAUAUACACACCAGUCAUGGACGAUGUUAAAGUCAAUAAAAAUUUACCCGUGAUAUUUAACAUACCCGGUGGUGGAUUUGUUGACGGUGACGGUACCAAUCAAUAUUAUGGACCUGAUUUUAUAUUGGAGCAAAAUGUCGUUCUUGUAACACUCAAUUAUCGUUUGGGUCCAUUUGGUUUUGCCAAUUUCGAUUUAGAAAAUUAUACGGGCAAUAUGGGACUCAAAGAUCAACGAGAAGCAUUGAAGUGGGUUAAAAAGAACAUUAAAUACUUCGGUGGUGAUCCGCAGUCCUUGACGAUUUUUGGAGAAAGUGCUGGCGCAGCUUCGGCACACUUACAAAUUUUAUCCAAUUCAUGUGAGUAUAUUAACCAUGCAAUCAUGUGGAGUGGAAGCGCUUUCAAUUACUGGGCACAUCACAAACAAAAUAACCAACUCGAUUUGUUAAGAGAAACUUUUAAAGCUGAACUCGGUAAUGGAACAAGUCCAAAAGAAAUAUUAAAUUUCAUGAUCAAUGCUCCAACGCAGCUCAUUGUUGAGAAAACACCAACUUAUGAUUUUUCCAAUGGUUUGAUUGAGGUGUACUGGACACCAGUUAUUGAAGAUGAAAACAAAUCUGAUCAGCCAUUUUUAACUGAAAAACCACAUGACAUCUACGCAAACAAUCGAUUUAGUUCUCACUGUAAAAAUGUUGAAGCUAUUUUCGGCAUAACAAGUGCUGAAUAUAUGAUGUUCUUAGAUCCCAACAAUCUGUAUGGAUGGGUUGAAUCAAUGAAAAACAAUUCCCCUUUUGGUCUUCCAUAUCAUGGGCUUGCGCUAAAAUCCAAUGAUGAUAGAUACAAAGCAAUGCAAGCUAAAAUAAAGAAGUUUUACUUUGGCGAUGGAGACAUUGAGGCAACACCCGCACGGCUUAAUCAAUAUGUUCAAAUGCAGUCAGACAUUAAUUUCCUUGUUCCCUUUUAUGAAACAAUGCGGCUGCAUGCAAAUGUAUCAAAAACUUUUUGUCAUCAUUUCGAUAUUAAUUUGAGUGCAAACAUUAUUAAAAAAUCAAGACAUUUGGAAAUGGUGGAAAGAAUGGGUCACAUCGAAGAUAUUGGAUACAUGUUUAAAGCAAAUCUAUUCAAAAAAAUAUACGAUGAAGUCUUGAACAAUCGCAGCAAUGUAAACAAUCAAAAGACGAUAAAUGCAUGGCAAUUUGUGACGAAACUAUACACUGAUUUUCUAAAAACUGGGUCUAUGGCAUACAGUAGUCCAGUUGAAUCAGUGGAAAAUGCUAAAUGCGUUGAUAUUACCAACAAUGGUUUAGCCUCGAUCGUACGACCAAAGAAUGAAGCAAUUGAGAUGUGGGAUGAAGUUACUGAAUACCUUAAACCCCACAUUGUUAUCGAAUAUUAGAAUGCACUUAAAAUUUUAUACAAUAAAAAUUAUUACAUUAUAAAUUAUA
Molecule: messenger RNA, 1841 nt
Organism: Contarinia nasturtii (swede midge)
Lineage: Eukaryota; Metazoa; Arthropoda; Insecta; Diptera; Cecidomyiidae
Product: juvenile hormone esterase-like
Exons: 10
Coding region: 80-1792 (570 amino acids)
Source: RefSeq, a predicted model, not a curated record